AUUAGCACGCUAUCCUCUACAAAUUCAAUCCAUAUAACGAGAAACAUAGAAGGUGGCCAAGGUGAUGGAUAACGAAGAUCAUGGAGGAAGAAGAGAGAACAAAUAUCGAGGCAUACGACGAAGACCGUGGGGAAAAUAUGCAGCGGAGAUACGCGAUCCUAAUAGAAAUGGCUCACGUCUCUGGCUAGGUACUUUUGAAACAGCUGAAGAGGCGGCCCGAGCUUAUGAUCGGGCCGCCUUUUCUCUGAGGGGCCAUCAGGCCAUCCUCAACUUCCCUAACGAUGGACAUUAUCAUACCAAUAAUCAUACUAAUGUACCUCUAGGUCCUGGACCAAGCUACACUUCCUCGAUGGGAAACGUGCACGUGUCAUCAUCUUCUUCUUCAACUACUGGUUCUCAUCAUCAACAAGAGGAUGUGAGAUUGGAGGGACAUGAUCAUGGAGAGAAGGUUGAAUUUGAGUAUUUGGACAAUAAUCUUCUCGACGAGCUUCUUGGCUCACAAGUUCAUUGUCAGGCUAAUAAACGGCCCAAGGUUUAGAUUGUUUCGAAAAGCUUGAAAUGUUUAGGCCCUUUAAGGACCUUCUCAAUCUGUU
Lycium ferocissimum is the source of this 593-nucleotide messenger RNA. RefSeq names its product ethylene-responsive transcription factor ERF098-like. Gene Ontology annotation, molecular function: DNA binding; DNA-binding transcription factor activity. NCBI's taxonomy places the organism in Eukaryota, Viridiplantae, Streptophyta, Magnoliopsida, Solanales, Solanaceae. The record is from RefSeq and is a predicted model, not a curated record. The transcript has a single exon. Gene Ontology annotation, biological process: ethylene-activated signaling pathway; regulation of DNA-templated transcription. Bases 65 to 538 code for a protein of 157 amino acids.